Molecule: messenger RNA, 3093 nt
Organism: Limulus polyphemus (Atlantic horseshoe crab)
Lineage: Eukaryota; Metazoa; Arthropoda; Merostomata; Xiphosura; Limulidae
Product: alpha-N-acetyl-neuraminyl-2,3-beta-galactosyl-1,3-N-acetyl-galactosaminide alpha-2,6-sialyltransferase-like
Exons: 7
Coding region: 147-1190 (347 amino acids)
Biological process (GO): ganglioside biosynthetic process
Molecular function (GO): alpha-N-acetylgalactosaminide alpha-2,6-sialyltransferase activity
Source: RefSeq, a predicted model, not a curated record
CUUUAACUAAUAUAUAUUCGAAGAAGCGUGAAAAAUCUAACAGAAACAAACUGUAAAUAACCCCAAACAACAGCGUAGUCGAAGGUCAGGAGUCUUUCUAUUCAAACUUAAGUGGUAUUUAAAAGGUAAAGUUGACAAACAAACAGAUGUUGUCUUCAUAUGCUAAAUGCCUUUUGGUCCUCACAACCAGUGGAUUUGUGAUUCACUUGAUUUUUGGUUUGAGCGACUUUUCAAAAGCAUCAGAAGAUAAGUCCAACUUCAUUCAUUUUCCAAGCGAUUUCAGUUCAAGCAACAAAAGGCACAGCUAUCCGUUAUCAAACAUGAAAAUGCAUGACCUAUCCGAACAAUAUCGAGACUUUAAAAAGUAUCAUUCCCGUCUGGUCGCUAGGAGAGAUCUUUUAGGAGUCCAAAUAAUUAGUGGGCCUACAGGCUAUCGUGACUACAAUGGAGAGAUAACAGCAAUGAAGUUGAAGUGUCGGACGUGUUCCUUAGUUGGAACAUCAGGUCUACUUCUAGGAUCGAAAAAAGGUGUUACAAUAGACCAAUCAGACUGUGUGUUUCGGCUGGGUUUGUCUUCGGUAAGGCAACUAGAAGAUGAUGUAGGGAAGAAAACAACCGCCAGAGUUCUAGAUAAUGAAAGCUUAGGGCUUCUACUGAAGACAUUCCAGAAAAUGCUUACUGGUACACUGACGAGCCAGAAUGUUUUCGUGCACGACACACGAGGUGCUGGGAGUGAGUUGUAUACUAUGCGGAUGAGAUUGAAACAUCUUUCUAGAUACGACAAGAACGUCACAUUCUAUUUUCUGGACAGGCAUAGUGAGCACAGAGCUUUAAUGGCCAUGAGAGUAGCAGCAGCAGUUGUAGGCUAUAAGAUGUUAGGUGUUAAACCCUCGACUCUUUGGUAUGCUGUUUACAUCAUGACUGAUGCUGGAUGCUCAAGUGUUAAGAUUAUUGGUUUGCCGGAUCCAAAAUAUUGCAAGCGAUCUGUUCGUGGUUUUAUUCGAUCUCAGUACUGGGACAGGCAUUCUCCAAGUCUCUGCUCAUCUGGUAAUGAUAUCGGAGCUACAGGUGAGUUUACUGCAGAUUCAUUACCUCUAAGAAUAUAUGACAGACGAGCAGUACAAGGCUGGGCUCUCUCACAGGACGUAACCUUCUUAUCACCAUCUUGGCCUCAGACUAAUUUUAAGUAAAAAUGACUCCGUCUACACUAAACAUGUGUUUUCACCGCUAUGAAGUAUGAUACAUGCUUUGUAACGUGUUCUUGAAUAUUUUAAACGUAGUUAAAGCGGUGACGGACAAUCCUUGCAUAGUGUGAUUAUUGUGAACUUUAUCUUACUACUCCAGCUGUUUACUCUAAAAUAUUGGUGCUGUUGAUUUCACGAAGAAGUUAGAAACCGUCAAGUAUUACAUAUAUUUAAAAGUGUUUAUCAGCUAUUUCCCGAAAAGUCUAUAUAAUGCUGUUUCUUCCCUACUUGUAACAGGAUAAUUGAAAUUGCUAGCAAUAGUAUACCCAGAAAGGCUUUGGAUAGUUCAGGGAAAAUCUAAGGCCUAAUGUGUAAGUGUAUUUAUCUUAUCUCUUUUACAAAUCAUGAGAUUGUACAGGUUUCGUGACUUAAGAGUCACUCGUCAGUAAUAUACGAAAUUCUACUGUAUGUUUUAAACUAUUCAUGUUGUGUCAGUAUGAAAAAGAAAGAGCUAAAAUCUAGGUUAAGUAGAAUUGCCUGACGUAUACACGUAUAGACAGAGACAUCUAUCCUCAAUGAGUUUAAACCACUUUGGCAAAUUGCAACAAAAUAGUUUUAAUGCAAUGAAAAUAUAUAUAUAAUCUGGAAUAAAUGCUUUUGUAGUCAUAAAACCUAAACGUAAUCUAUUAUGUUAUUCAAGUGAAGUUUUCUUUUUUUGAUUCUCUAUAAACACAAUAUAGAUGAUAUAAUAUAAGACUUUUAUUUGCAUAUGAGAAACCAAAUCUCAGCCAGUAACAAGCAAUGACGUUUAUCUGAGGAUAGGUUAUGUUAUACAUAUUUUAUUUGGAAUGUUACAUGUUGCAAUAAGUGAUGAUGAAACGAAAACUAUGAACUUUUUCUUUUUAGCUUAGUAAACAGUUUUUGAAUUUACCAUAGUGUGUUUAGUUCAAUAACUUCAGGAAAUGUUGAUUAACUUUUCGUUAGCGAUGAUUUUUCUUUCAAGGCUCGAUGAUGAUAAAUACUUUGUUCUCUGUGCCAGUUAGACUUUUUUCUAACUAUGAUACACACUUAAGUGGUAAUGUGUCACAUUGUAAGAUCAUAUAAAUAACGUAUAUAUAUACAUUUAAAAGUGUGUAAGUUUGUAUAAACAUACAUAAUAUAAUUUUUUUUCAGAAUGACCAAACAUAUUUGUAUUUUAAAAUUGGUUUAUCUCUGCAGCAUUUUAAAGAUACUAAAAUGUAUGCCUAUAAUUAACGUGUUUAACAACUCGACUUAGAAAAGUAUUAAGCUGGAUUCAAACCAAUGAUUUCUGGUAGAAUAGGCAUUGAGAAAUUUAAUUUAUUUUAUUCGAGUAAACAUGUUUCUAUAAACAGAUUUUCAUGAAUAAUAUGAACAAGAAAGCUAUUUGUAACAAAUAAAAAAGAAAGCAACAAGAACUUUUAGUUUCAUUAUUAUGACAGCUAGGACAAUAAAACUCUGUAAUUCCUUUCGUUUAUUUUUAUAGAUAACAUAAACUUCCAAGUGAUUUUUUUACUCAACUAUUUGUUGUCAAUAAGAAGUCCUAAUGCGAAAUAUUAAUAUAGCUAUUCACAUAUAUAGGAAAAUGGUUUUUAUAUUUGUUUGUUUGUUGUUAAGCGCAAAGCUACACAAUGGGCUAUCUGUGAUACGCCCAACACGAGGAUUGAUAUCUGAUUUUUAGCGUUAGAAGUCUUCAGACUUAUCGCUAAGCUACUGGGGACUGAUUUUUAUAAAAAAAAAUUAUUUUGAAAAUAAUGUCAGAUAACAAACUAUAUGGGACGUGUCCUGUUGCCGCAAAAAUGUAGUAAUCAAGCUCCGCUCCUUGAGACCUUGGAGAGUUAUGAGUUACUGUCAAAUUCCACUAUUCGAUUAAAGUAGUCCAAGAGUUAAC